Suillus subaureus is the source of this 576-nucleotide messenger RNA. RefSeq lists its product as uncharacterized. The record is from RefSeq and is a predicted model, not a curated record. The transcript is spliced from 3 exons. NCBI's taxonomy places the organism in Eukaryota, Fungi, Basidiomycota, Agaricomycetes, Boletales, Suillaceae. The coding region runs from base 1 to 576 and encodes 191 amino acids.
AUGGAAGGUGUUUUGGGGACGCAGAAGUUAACACUCAAGUGCCCGAGGCAGGGGAGAAGCCGAGGUUACACAGCGCUCAGCGCCUCUCAGCUCCUUGCAGCACGGGACUACCUUUCCAUAAUCAUGCCGUAUUCAAGCCGCAUCGUUCCAAAGCAGCCUCCGCGCUUCAACGUCCAGCUACUCAUUGUCGCACCAGCGGAUUGCACAGUUGAUGUGAUAUCAGUGGUGGUGUGCUAUCUUGCAUUUUCUUCCGGGUAUCAUGCGGAGACCGUGAUGCAGUACAUUGGAGAGGAGAAGUAUGACGAAGUAUGGAAGGAGGCGAUGUCGCAAGAGGGUCUGGAUUUUGUUGAGCGCAUAGCGAGGGAUAUUGUUGCAAGUACUAAGACAUUGUCAAAGGGGCUUACACAAAUUGAUAUGGACUUAGACUUCCUCAAUGACAUCCCUGAUCCUGCUAGGUCACUAGUCAAGGACACUAACAUGAUGUACCCGGACGCAUCUGCCAAAAUGUCUGCUACCUUGCAGAUUUUCAGAGUCACAAAAAUCUGUUCUUGGGGGAUGCUAGUAGGCCACAAAUGA